Messenger RNA from Pseudonaja textilis, 558 nucleotides. Its product is annotated as olfactory receptor 5AP2-like. Gene Ontology annotation, cellular component: membrane. Lineage: Eukaryota; Metazoa; Chordata; Lepidosauria; Squamata; Elapidae. The record is from RefSeq and is a predicted model, not a curated record. Gene Ontology annotation, molecular function: G protein-coupled receptor activity; olfactory receptor activity. Gene Ontology annotation, biological process: G protein-coupled receptor signaling pathway.
AACCCAUUGCAGUAUUUUGUUACUAUGUCAAUGAAUUUUUGCAUCCUUUUGGUUAUAGCUUCAUAUACCUGUGGGUUUGUAAGUUCAACAGUGGAAACCAUACUUAUUUUUAAUUUGAAUUUCUGCAGCUCAAAUGAAAUUAAUCAUUUUUUUUGUGAUGCUCCUCCAAUGUUUAAAUUGUCCUGUUCAGAUACUCAGCUUGCUCAUUUUGUGCAUUUCAUUUUAUCCACUGUAAUUGCACUGACAACUUUUCUGACAGUUUUGAUUUCCUACAUUGCCAUUGUUAUUGCCGUCCUGAAGAUCAGCUCUGCCCAGGGAAGAUAUAAAGCCUUCUCCACCUGUGCCUCCCAUCUCAUCACUGUGACCAUUUUCUUUGGAACCAUAAUCUUCAUGUAUAUACGACCUGGCUCCAAUUUCUCAUUGGAUAAAGACAAAAUCAUAUCUGUCUUUUAUACUCUUGUCAUCUCCUCACUUAAUCCACUUAUCUAUAGUCUACGGAACAAGGAGGUGAAAAAUGCAGUUAGGAGAAUGUUAGACAAGAUAAUAUUACUGAAGUAA